Messenger RNA from Amorphotheca resinae ATCC 22711, 1629 nucleotides. RefSeq lists its product as hypothetical. The record is from RefSeq and is a predicted model, not a curated record. Lineage: Eukaryota; Fungi; Ascomycota; Leotiomycetes; Helotiales; Amorphothecaceae. Bases 166 to 1494 code for a protein of 442 amino acids. The transcript is spliced from 3 exons.
CUGUCAGAGACCCAGCGCGAUAGCACCAGCCCAGCAUGUCGUCGUCGUCUUCGAUGAAUCAACCCGCAUCUCCAAACUCCCCGGUCUCACCGCUAACUCUCCCUUCUUCCGAGCCCUUUGGCACUCCACGCCUGGAUCCCAUAAUUGAGCAUGUGAAGGCAGACCAUGGCCAGCGGACAAGAGCAUCCACUGUCUCUGGCGUCUCUUUCAAGGGAGGUGUCAAAGGAUCACAAUUAUCGAAAGCAAGGCCUGCAACUCGCAUCCGAGAGUCGUCCCCUCCGCCACCAAGAUCCCCUAAUUAGCCGAUUUCAACAUCAUGUUUCCUUCGACAACUUCGCUGGUACAGAGCCGACAGAGAAGAACACCCUCUCCUUCACGCUCAAUGCUAAGCACAAGGGAUACCAGUAUAAGCGAAGGUCCCGCACGUUUAUGGUUGGCAUAGAUGAGAAUGAUUACUCGGAUAUUGCAUUGCACUGGAUGUUGGAGGAAUUAGUUGACGAUGGGGACGAGAUUAUUUGCCUCAGGGUCAUAGAUAAGGACUCUAAGAUCACUAAUGAUCGGAAUUUGGAGAGAAGGCAGUACCAGAAGGAGGCGAGGGCGCUGAUGGAACGAAUUCAGUCGAAGAAUGACGAUAGCAGGGCAAUCAGUAUUGUGCUGGAAUUCGCUGUUGGGAAGGUCCAAAAUACAUUUCAGAAGAUGAUCCAAAUCUACGAGCCUGCGAUGCUUAUCGUUGGUACCCGAGGUCGAAGCCUCGGAGGUUUCCAAGGACUUGUCAGCAAUCGAAAUUCGUUCUCGAAGUGGUGUUUACAGUACUCUCCCAUACCUGUAGUUGUCGUACGUCCCACAGAAAAGAGAAUGAAGAAAAAGAAGAAGAGAGAUGCAGAUCCAACACGUCAAGACUACAUUAGGAUAUUGAGGGAGAGUGGGAUUAAGGAACACGAGACAGAAGCCGGGUCAGCUAACAGCACAUUUGAAGAAGCGAAUCAUCCUGAUGUUGAAGCACAUGCAGUAGCUGCUGCCCUCGGUCUCCCAGCAGGAUUCGAUCCUACUCUACAGCCGAUCAUCUUUGACAAUGACCGAACACUCCGGAAGGUGGAUUCAGCAAGGAGUGAUGUGACUAGUGCUUCACAAAGUAGUCUGGCGACUGACUCUCGACCUGCCAGUCCUGAGCUCGUGAGCAAGUCUCCCAGGUCAGGACAACAAGAAAGUCCCGGCGAAAGCGAAGACGAGUAUAGUGAAGGUGAAGAAGACGAUGACGAGGAUGGCGAAUUCGAGGCCAUACCAGGACAUUUACUCUUGGCUAACGCUGAUGAAUCGCCAGAGAUUGCUAAGAGGCAAAAGCUGCACGAGAUGGAGAUGGCUGAAGCUGCAGCUUUGGCUGCGAGGAAGAACUCAUCUGCUAGUUCUGCAGACAGCUCUGCGUCACCGCAACCUGAUGCUGAUGAUAAUGUUGAAGCCGAAGCGGAGAAGGGCAGUGCAGACAUGCCCAAAUAAUGAUGCUAACUACACUCUUGCAGCGAUGAUUAUUAGUUCAUGAACUUUCAUAGGACGUUUGGCAGGGGGAUCUAUUUGGACGGUGACGGCGUAAUAUUCAGCGGAGCCUUCUGUCCUUCACUACUCAAUUGAAGC